AUGACACGAACAACGCAGCUCGAAGACUUUGUUGUCAGUGAUCGAGGCGGUAUCGUCGAGAACCGACAUGGUGUCCAUGCCGCAGUGGUCGACGCCGAUGGCAAGCUCAUCUACGCUGUUGGCAACCCAUCCCGGCUGACUCUGGCUCGAUCCGCAGCAAAGCCAGCUCAAGCACUUGCCGUACUAGAAACGCCCGAUUUCUCAAAAUUCGGGUUCGACGAGGCCGAUAUUGCCUUGAUGUGCGCUUCUCACAACAGCGAGGACAGGCACAUCGACAGAGCCAGAUCUAUGUUAGAGAAAGUCGGGGCAUCCGAGUCCGACCUCCGUUGCGGUGGUCACCCUUCAAUCUGCCCAAACAUCAACCGAAAUUGGAUCAAGGCCGACUUUGAGCCGACAGGGAUCUAUAACAACUGCUCUGGAAAGCAUGCUGCCAUGCUCGGCGGUGGUCAUGCCAUAGGUGCCAAGUUUGCCGACUAUCAUCUCCCCCAACAUCCAAUCCAACUCAAAGUGAAGAGAGUUGUGGAGGAACUGAGUGGCCUUUCUGAACAAGACGUGAAAUGGGGAAUUGACGGUUGCAAUCUCCCUGCCCCCGGAUUGCCAUUGAAUUCCAUGGGACGCAUGUUUGCGAGGUUCGCGGCAGCUGCUGACGCAAUGGGCAACGACGGAACAUCUCCUUCUGAGCGGACAAGGCAUAUGGCUCGCAUUUUCAACGCAAUGGCCAAUCAUCCCGAGAUGGUCGGCGGUGAAGGACGCUUCUGCACGCUGUUGAUGGAAGCUUUUGAGGGAGCCCUCAUUGGAAAGGUGGGUGCAGAUGGCUGCUAUGGUGUUGGAAUUCGGAAGUCAGAGUAUACCAAACGACUUGGAGCUGAGGGAGCUGUUGGCAUUGCGGUCAAGAUCGAGGACGGUAGCUUGGAAAUUCUAUACGCAGUUGUUACCGAGAUCCUUGAGCAGUUAGACAUUGGUGCGCAGGAGAUGCGGCAGCAGCUGGCGGCUUUCCAUCAUCUGAAGAGACGUAAUACCAUGGGGGUAGAGACAGGACGAGUUUCGCUGGCCUUCGAGGUCAGAAAGGCCUAA
Messenger RNA from Colletotrichum aenigma, 1074 nucleotides. RefSeq lists its product as uncharacterized. Lineage: Eukaryota; Fungi; Ascomycota; Sordariomycetes; Glomerellales; Glomerellaceae. The transcript has a single exon. The coding region runs from base 1 to 1074 and encodes 357 amino acids. The record is from RefSeq and is a predicted model, not a curated record.